Messenger RNA from Acanthamoeba castellanii str. Neff, 618 nucleotides. RefSeq lists its product as uncharacterized. NCBI's taxonomy places the organism in Eukaryota, Discosea, Longamoebia, Acanthamoebidae. The record is from RefSeq and is a predicted model, not a curated record. Bases 1 to 618 code for a protein of 205 amino acids. The transcript has a single exon.
AUGUCGAGCAACCGCAUAGUGGCAGUGCCGGCUGCAUCGCGAGGCUCAUCGACAUCGAAGAAGAAAAAGGAGAAAAAGAAGAAGGAUCUGCGGCAAGCGUCAUCAUCCUCAACCUCUACAUCGACGGAUCGCAGCUCAGUAAUCAUUCACGAAAAGGGGGGCGAUGACGAGCUGCCGGAGGAUUUCGUCAAGGAGUACUCUCUCGACCUCGAUCAGCUAGGUCCCUCGCCUCGUCUCACGUCGGGGAGCUCAUCCGAAAGUAAGAGCGAUUCUGAAGAUGACGAUCGAAAUGGACGAAGGAAAAAGAAGAAAAAGAAGCAGAAGAAUAAGCCGUUCACGCGACCGCGGGUCCUCACCUCUUCAGCCGAGGCCAUCUCCACUCCUAUCAUCUCUGAGGAAGAGGGAGGAAGCAGCAGCGAUUUUUCAGGCCUCUACAAUCACCAUCUUACGAACAACGCACACAAUCGUGUGGCGGUGCGACGUACUGGGAGCUCCCUCUCCACCACGCGCACCAGCGUCCAACCACCACCACUUGCCGCUCUUUCCAAGGAGCUCUUCCUUCGUGUACGCUCACCAUCUCCCCAAUUAACUUAUUUUUUUAAUAUAUAUAAAUCAUAA